Messenger RNA from Carassius auratus (goldfish), 9454 nucleotides. Its product is annotated as mucin-17-like. Gene Ontology annotation, cellular component: keratin filament. Gene Ontology annotation, biological process: intermediate filament cytoskeleton organization; signal transduction; protein localization to cytoskeleton. The transcript has 6 exons. Gene Ontology annotation, molecular function: protein kinase binding; keratin filament binding. The record is from RefSeq and is a predicted model, not a curated record. NCBI's taxonomy places the organism in Eukaryota, Metazoa, Chordata, Actinopteri, Cypriniformes, Cyprinidae. Bases 272 to 7906 code for a protein of 2544 amino acids.
UUCUCAGAAACCCAGCAAGUGAAUUGUCUUUUGAAAAGAUUUAGCUUGUUUGGAGUAGGACUGUAUCAUUCUUUUUUUCUUGCCCGUGAACACAAACAGGUUUCGCCUGUGUGUGUGCGUCUGUGUGUGUGUUGGCUGAGAUGUGUUUUCCUCUUCUUCCUUCCACUGGAGUGAAAGUUACAGCGUUUGUCGUCCGUCAUGACGGUCUUGCAUCGAUGAAGGGGUUUUACACAGGGAAUUAAGGGAAACUGCACUUUAGAUUGGUGUAGAUAUGGCUCAUCGUUCCCAGUGCUCCUCUGCAGGGGACAAUCCCCUGGACCCCAACUACCUGCCCCCUCAUUACCGUGAGGAAUACCGAUUGGCGAUUGAUGCCCUUGUUGAAGCUGACUUGGAGGGCUACUAUGGGUUUCUUCAGGAAGCAGAUGUGGUUGAUUUCUUAUCCCGUUCAGAGAUUGAGUAUAUCAAACACAUAGUGCAGGUUCCGCAUCGCGCCACCCAACCAGAGAGGAGAUACAUGGCUGAAGAUGUAGAUGGCUCUUCUGACACUUACUGGCCGGUACAUUCAGACCAUGAUGCUCCAAGCCUUGACUUAGGCUGGCCACAGCAAUACAGAUUUGUUGGACCCACUGAGGUCACUACAUUGGUGAACCCGUCGGUUCCUGAGAUGCCCAGUAUCAAGGAGCAAGUCCGCAGAAUGAUCAAGAAUGCACAACAAGUUAUUGCUGUGGUGAUGGAUAUGUUUACAGAUGUUGACAUUUUUGCUGAUAUCCUUGGUGCAGCGGCACGUGGUGUGGCUGUUUAUGUUCUUCUUGAUGAACUGAAUGCUCACCAUUUUGUUGCGAUGGUGAACAACUGUAGGGUCAAUCUCGAUGAAUUAAAAUUCAUGCGGGUAAGAACUGUGUCUGGUAGUACCUAUUACUGCAGAACAGGAAAGACCUUUAAAGGUCAGAUGAUGGAUCGUUUUAUUUUGGUAGACUGCAGAGCUGUUUUAAGUGGUAACUAUAGCUUCAUGUGGUCUUUUGAGAAGAUACAUCGCUGUCUUGCUCAUCUAUUUCUGGGACAGCUUGUAACCACUUUUGAUGAAGAGUUUCGGAUUCUCUAUGCCCAUUCAGAGCCACUGGUUGUUGAAAAUGUUUUGGCAAAUAUGCCACACUAUAGUGGUGAACCUGAAAGUGACUACAACACAGAAAAGACCCACAUGUUUAACAGACAAUAUCCAACUAUGGGCAUGGAAUGGGCUGGACGUACAACAGAAGAUCAUUUGAAAUUGGGUUACAAAACGUUACCCUUUAGAAGUGAAUCAAUUCACAGUGCAACAGAAGUGAAUCCCUCUGUUCCGAGGCACAUGACCCUGUCUGCUGCCCAUCAAUAUAGAGGGGACCAUCAAUUUAUAGAACAUGAAAGGCAAAUAAGAGGACCAAAUAAAACGCUUGGCUUCAAAAGACAUAGCUACGGAAAUAUACCUGACUAUGAAUACAUGCCUCCUCAAAACCAUCCAACAAUAAGAGUUAACCAGUACAUGGAGGGAGCAAUGCCACAGGGUGGCCACUUUGCAAGGGAACCACAUAUUUACCAGGGAGCUGGAUUACAAUCUGGUUAUGACAUGUAUGGAAGGUUUAGAGACCAAGGCCAACACAUCGAUCAGUUAUCAGGGCCUGUCUACCCUCAUGAGGGAGAUGAUGCUGAAACACCUGGAGCUUAUGACCAUAUUCAAAGAUACCUGCAGUCUCAAGCUGCUAUGGAGGAAGAACAUGGUCCAAGAAAUGUAUUACCACAUAUGCAGUCCAAUCUCAAGAGACAUAGCAUGGGACAUUCUUAUACAUGCCAGACCUCCCCAACACAACCAAACCCACCAGAACAUAAACGUUUCCUCAAUGUAAACCGCAAACCACAGGAUGCGAGUCAAAAGCAAGGCCUGCGGGACUGGAGGAUCAGCUCAUACCUCAGUGCAAAUGAUGAUGCAGGAGAGCUGGAUUUAGCUGAACUUGAAGGAUCCACUGCAUGUGAUGACAUUCCAUGCUUUCCACAGGAAGCUCUUUGUGGCCCCAUACGUGCUGAAAUUAGACCAGGAAAUAGAGAGUUUAAUAGGAUACCUUCACCUAGGGAAAAACCCACGUUUGUUCAAAUUCAAAAUGAUUCUAUUGUGCCUGACAGUUUAGUUAAUCCUCCAUCCGAUUUAUCACAGAUAAAUAUCAAAACAACACCAGCAUCAACUUCAGAGUCUUCUUGCACCACUGAGGGUGACAAAGCAGAGGAGACGCAGAAAAGAGAACCUAAAGAGACUAACCGGAUAAAUGAAGAGUUCCUCAAAAGGAAACCCAACCGACCUGUCCAGAGGAGUUCCAGACUAAGACACUCACUGAUAUUCAGUUCAAAUCUGGAGCUGCAUACAUCAGAAGAGAUGAAAGAUACUGCUGGAGAAAAAGAUGGGGAUGAAGCUUCAAAACUUUCAGCUCGUGUGACACAAAUGUUAGAUAAAAGGAGGACUGGUUCUCCAUUUCAACCAUUUCAGUGGAGCAAUUUUGUAAAGUCAGCCACAUUUGAUAACUCCACCUCAGAGUCUGCACAACCUCUGAACAAAAUGGUUGAAAAUUCUGAUGUAGAUAAGGUUGAAACCUGCCAAAAUAUUCAAAAGAAUUCAUUAAAGGGUAAUCUGCAAGAAAAAGGGCUGCCUCAAACAGUUCCUGAAAAAAAUAGCCAAAGGGAUGGAUGUCCAUCUAAUUUAUUGCAAAAGCAAUCUUCUUUCAUAGAUAUGAAUGACCCUGACUAUAGACUGAGGUAUUUCAAAGAGUUAGCAGCCAAACGCAAACUUGCAGCAGCAAAGGCUUCUCAGAGCAAUCCGAUGAAAGCCACCCAGAAGUUUAAUCUACCAGAGAAACCUUUAGCUACCGAUGCAGAUAAAAAAGAGCCUGUCUUCAAAACCCCAGAAACUUCACUCAAGUCAAAAAAUACCCCUGCCGCAGUAACAGAGAUCAAAGAAACUUAUAAAGACAUCAGAUGUGAUGAAUCGAGUAAAGACAUCCUACAUAGAGCCACUGAUGCUGAAAAAAUUAGAUUUAAGAAAAAACUUGCAGAAGAGUCUGGCUCAACUUUAAAAAAUUUCAAGGGAGACAUUGAUCAAGCUCUAAAAUCUGUUGAAGGGGCAAGAACAGUAACUAACCAGACACCCCCCAUUUUAAAGAUUGUUUCACAAAAGCCUCUCUGUGUCUUAGAAAAUCAAGUAGAGUCUGUUGCAUUAGAUACUAUCUCAAAAGAAUCUGGUCUCACCCAAUAUCAUAUUCCUAAAGAAACAGAUCCCUCCCAUGCCUUUCUGACUGAGAGUUGUCUGCCUGUAAAGUUACCACAGACAAAGUGUGUGUCACCACUAAGCACCACUCCAAAUGAGGGAAGUCUAUCUGCAAAAGACUCCCAAAUUCUUGCACAGAGCCUACCCAAAAUUUCUAGCACAUGUCCUGAUACUUUGCCUCUUGAUUCUAAUUCAGUAGCAAACCUCGCAAUUGUAGAUACUGGUGUAGCUUCAAAAAAUGACCACAAAGACAUAGUUCCCUCCCCAGCAGUUUCUACAACUGGAAUUAGUUCUACCGAACACCCCAUUGCAAUGAAGGCAGACUCUUCUCAACACCUUAAGGAAACUGGUGCAGAUUUUUCUAGACACUUCACCGCAGUAGGGUCUGAACCAUCUACAGCAGAAAAUGUGCAUUCCCAACACUACUCUGCAACAGAGGAAAACUCUUCUCAACAGCAUACUCCAAUGGAAGCAGACUCUUCCAUACCACCCACUACCACAGAAUGUGAAUCUUUACAAAAUGUUUCUUCAACAGAGGCAGACUAUUGCAAACGAUCCAGUGGAGCAGAAAGCGAAGACUCUGAAAAACACACUGCAGUGCAGAUAGGCCCUACUACAGCAAGAAAUAAAUCAUCCCAACAGUACUCUGCAGUAUCCUCAGACUUUUCCAAACAUCCCCGAGAAGUGGGGGCAGACACUUCAGAACACCACACUGCGGCAGAGAAGAACUAUUCUCAGAUGUCUGCUGCAUCUGUGGAAGACUCUAUGCAAAACCGUGUGGCAAAAGAAAGUAAACAUUCCCUUAAACCUACUGCUUCAGGUACACAACACUGCAUGCAGCUAAAUGAUUCUGCUGCAACCUCUUCAAAACAUUCCAGUGCAAUGGAGAUUGACUCCUCCCAGCUGCCCACUGUGACAGCCACAGAUUCUUGUCAGCAACCCAUUGCAAAGGAGAUAGACUCUUCUCAAAAGCCUAUCGGAAUGGAGAGAGACAGUUCUCAGCAGUCCACUGCAUCAAUGGUAGACACCAUCAAAGAGUUUAGUGCAUCAGAGGCAGACACUCCCCAGUACCACACUUCAACAAAAAGUGACCUUUCCACAGAACCUUUCAAACAGUUACCAUUAUUGGGAGCAGGCGCUUCUCAACAGCCCAUUGCCACAACCACAGCUUCUACCCAGCAGUCAACUAUAACAAUCUCAGACUCUUCCCAGCAGCACACAGCAACAGUCACAGACUCCUCCCCAGAGCCCACUUUAAAAGUCACAGACUCUUCCCAGCAGCCCACUGUAACAGAGAUAGGCUCUUCCAGGAAGCCGUCUGCAGCAGACAAAAACUGCUCCCAGAAGUCCACUUCAAUAGGCACAGACUCUUCAGACAAAGACUCUUCUCAGCAGCCUUUUGUAACGGUCACAGACUCUUCAGACCCAGACUGUUCCCAGCAGCCUACUGCAAUAGUCAUAGACUCUUCAGACACAGACUCUUCUCAGCAGCCUACUGCAAUAGUCAUAGACUCUUCAGACACAGACUCUUCUCAGCAGCCUACUGCAAUAGUCAUAGACUCUUCAGACACAGACUCUUCUCAGCAGCCUUUUGUAACGGUCACAGACUCUUCAGACACAGACUGUUCCCAGCAGCCUACUGCAACAGUCACAGACUCUUCAGACACAGACUCUUCUCAGCAGCCCAUUGUAACAGUCACAGACUCUUCAGACACAGACUGUUCCCAGCAGCCCACUGCAACAGUCACAGACUCUUCCCAGCAGCCAGCUGCAACAGAGACAUGUUCUUCCAAAAAGCUGGCUCCAGUAGACAAAGACUCCUCCCAGAAGUCCACUUCAACAGGCACAAACUCUUCAGACACAGACUGUUGCAAGCAGCCCACUGCAACAGUCACAGACUCUUCAGACACAGACUCUUUCCAGCAGCCCACCUCAGCAGUCACAAACUCUUCAGACACAGACUCUUCCCAGCAGCCCACUGCAGCAAAGAUAGACUCUUCCAGAGAGACAACUGCAGCAGACACAGACUCUUCAGGCACAGACUCUUCCCAGCAGCCCGCUCCAACAGAGAUAGGCUCUUCCAAGAUGUCAGCUGCAGCAGACAAAGACUCCUCCCAGCAGCCCACUGGACCAGUCAAAGACUCUUCAGACACAGACUCUUUCCAGCAGGCCACUAUAACAGUCACAGACUCUACAGGCACAGACUCAUCUCAGCUACCCACUGCAAUAGUCACAGACUCUUCAGACACAGACUCUUCCCAGCAGCCCAUUGGACCAGUCACAGACUCUUCAGGCACAGACUCUUUCCAGCAGGCCACUAUAACAGUCACAGACUCUUCAGGCACUGACUCAUCUCAGCUACCUACUGCAACAGUCACAGACUCUUCAGACACAGACUCUUUCCAGCAGCCCACUGCAACAGAGGUAGACUCUUCCCAAGAGUCCACUGCAAAAGACACAAACUCUUUCCAGCAGCCCAUUGCAACAGAGGUAGACUCUUCCCAAGAGUCCACUGCAAAAGACACAAACUCCUCCCAGAUGUCCACUGCAGCAGAAACAGAUUCUCUCCCUGAAGCCACUUCAACAGUCACAGACUCUUCCCAGCAGCCCUCAGCAACAGAGACAGAUUAUUCCCCUGAGGCCACUAUAACAGUCCCAGACUCUUCAGGCACAGACUCAUCUCAGCUACCCACUGCAACAGUCACAGACUCAUUCCAGCAGCCCACUGCAGCAUACACAUACUCUUCCCAGAAGUUGACUUCAGCAGGCACAGACUCUUCCCAGCAGCCCUCUGCAACAGAGGUAGACUCUUCCCAAAAGUCCACUGCAAAAGACACAAACUCUUUCCAGCAGCCCAUUGCAACAGAGGUAGACUCUUCCCAAGAGUCCACUGAAAAAGACACAAACUCCUCCCAGAUGUCCACUGCAGCAGAAACAGAUUCUGCCCCUGAGGCCACUUCAACAGUCACAUACUCUUCCCAGCAGCCCUCUGCAACAGAGACAGAUUAUUCCUCUGAGCCCACAGCAACAGUCACAGACUCUUCUCAGCAUUCUACUGUAAAAGACACAGACUCUUCAAACACAGACUCUUCCCAGCAGCCCACUGCAGCAGACACAAACUCCUCCCAGAACUCCACUUCAGCAGGCACAGACUCUUCCCAUCAGCCCACUGCAACAGAAGUAGACUAUUCCCAAGAUUCAACUGCAAAAGACACAGACUCUUCCCAGCAGCCCAUUGCAACAGAGGUAGACUCUUCUCCAGAGCCUACUGCAGCAGACACAGACUCCUCCCAGAUAUCCACUGCAGCAGAAACAGAUUCUGCCCCUGAGGCCACUGCAGCAGUCACAGACUCUUCUCAGCAUUCCACUAUAACAGACACAGACUCUUCACAACAACCCACUGUCAGAGUCACAGACUCUUCAGACACAGACUCUUCCCAGCAGCCUGCUGCAACAACCACAGACUGCUUCCAGCAGUCUUUUGCAACAGAGACAGACUCCUCCCAGCAGCCCGCUGCAAAAGAGACAGACUAUUCCCAGACACACACUGUAACAGCCACAGACUCUUUUCAGCUUUUCAUUCCAACAGAGACUGACUUGUCCCAGCAGAUCACUAUAACAGAAAGUGAAUUUUCUCCAAAUCCCACCAAAAUGGAGACCGAUACUUCCAAACAUCUUAUUAAAACAGAAAAUGAAUCCCUUCAAGACAUAUCUGCAACAAAAUUGGACUGUGUAAAUGCGAAAAAAGAUAACUUAUCCGAAGCCUUUAGCAAACUAAUACCUGUUCUAGAGGCUAACAUUACUCAAAAAGACAAUAGCAUAUGUCAAAAUGCUGUCAUCACGGACUUAAGUUCCCCAGCUGAACAUUCCCAAUCUGAUACCAUUACACUUUGUAAUAGCCAAGUGGAACUAAACCAAACAAAAGCAUGUGUAAUUCAUACAGUAAAAGACACAGACAAUGGUGAUUCAACUAGUCUUGAUUCAAUGGAGCUGAGCUCAACUCAGACUCAAGGUUCACCAGAACCUUGCCUGUCCUCUGAUGAAAUCAACUCAACUCAGGGAAUACCACAAUUACAGUCUAGCUUAUCAUCAAAGCCUGAGAAAACAGAUGAGUUCCAGAAAUCUGACACCAUUACACCGCAAACUCAUGAUACUUCAGCAAUAGACACUCACAGGGUUGAUAAAAUUAAACAAACAGCACCAGAGGUAGAGAACACUGUGACAAAAAUUGCAGAGGUGUCAGAAAAAUCAGAUUUGACUGUUCACAGUAAUUUAGAAAACCAGUCUUUUGUUGCGGAGAAUGCAAAAUCGAUUAAGUCUGCCCAUCAGACAUCUACUGCAAAUGUUAUCUCGUGCAGCAACCUUAGAGAUGACACUAAAGUUCUUCUAGAGCAAAUUUCAGCAAAGAACCAAAGCAGAUCUUCCCUGUCCAAGCAGACUCUAACUGCACCCAAUGAAGCCAAAAAGCCUGUGGUUAGCUCUGCAGAUAAAUUGUUAUCAAGUUGUUCAGGAAGGCCCUGGUCCUCCAAGACUACAACAGAAGAGCGGGAGAUGUUACUACAAAAGAUGGCGCAAAUGCGUAAAGAAAGGAAGGUCUACAGCCGUUUUGAAGCCUCAUGAAUUAACCCAUUGGAAGAGGGGCUCGACUGAUGAACCAUAAGAGGGAUUUUGAUAGAUAUUUCCUUUCUUAAAGUCUUCCUGUACCUCAUAACUGUGAACCUGCACAAACUUGGAUUGAAGUGUUUUAUAACUUCUGAUUAUACCAAAGAGUACUGCCUAUAUUGAGAGUGGAAAUCCCUGCAGGGCUUAACAAGCUAUGCAGAUGAUCUGCGUGACAAGAACUUUACCAUCUGGAAUUAGCUUUUGAUAGGGCAGGCAUUUCUUAGUGUGUAUAUAAAUAAUAUAGCUGUGAAACACAUUUCUAAAUCUGUUGUAGUUAUUGAGAGUUAUAUAUAUAUAUAUAUAGAAAUUAUGAUCUGUUACAAAUACUGUAAACAGAGAGUUGUUUUUUACCUAACAAAAACAAGGAGUGCACUGAAAAUGGAGCUGCCAGAGACAGAGCAUGUGAGCCAUGUGGAGUGGGGAAGGAGUUGCAUGAUGUUGCCAGGAGCAAGGAGCAGGUUUUCUGAACGUCUCUAACAUUGUUCUAAUACUGCUCCAACAUGUUGACAGGGUCAGACUAUUGUUCGUGUUUGCAAUACAUGCAAGUUUUUGUUGUUGUUGUUGUUUUUUAAUAUAUGUAUUUUGUGCCCAGAUUUUUUUCAUUUAUAUUAAAAACCAACACUGAAAGAACUUCAGUUGAUCAGUAACUGGGUACACAUAUUGUUAUGUAGUGAACUUGAAGCAGUGAGCAGCAGGAAACUGAAAACAUGGAACAAAGUGGAGCUGGAGCAAAAUGAUCACAUGAUGCUUUGAGGAGAGAAAAGGGCAAUUUUUCUAGAUAUUUGUUCUGGCGAGAGAAUAGAAAAGGACAUUCCACUAGAUGAUUAAUUAAAGUGUUUACUAGUCCACCCGUUGAUUGUGUAAACCAAAGAUAUGCCACUGUAAAAUACAUUCAGUUGGUCUAUGUUGAUGCACAAUGGAAACUCCUAAAGCAUGUUUUUGAGUCCAGGUAUUAAUGAGAGGAUUACAUGCAGCAUCUUUUAAUAAAAGGAGUUUCUUAGUAUACCAAAUCGAUAAAAAAUGUCCACUAUUAUGAAUUUGGAAUGAAAUAUUGAUUUAUUUAAAUUGUGAAAUCUGUUUGUCAACCUUUGUCAGAGUAUUAAAACUUGCAUCUGUUUCUGAUGGAGGUUCUCAUAAGAUACAUGUGAAGUAGUAAUGUCUGUUACAUGUUCCCACCUGUUCCAAAAGUUGUAAGUUUGAAUUCUGUUUAGAACAAAAUGAGUAAUACUACACUGAUAUAAAUUAAAAUUAAACUAGAGCAUGUUCUUCCAAUAUUAAUAUCUCAGUCAAACGUAUUAUGUGCUUUGGUCAGAAAAGUUGUGAAACAAAAUGAUUAGUGGGAAAGAAUUCAUCACACAGAAAAAAAAUGUGUUUAUUAGUCUUUUGAUGAAAGAAUAGUUUACACAAUCUCAGUUUUUUUUUCCAAUCUGUAAUCAUUGCCCUUUGGUACAUUAUGGGUGUUCGGAACAAAUUGAUAGCUGACUCAAAAAUAAAAAUUCUGUUAGC